AUGAGACCCGAAGCGGCGGCGGGAGCACAAGAGGCGCGUGGACACCGAUGCCACUGCCUGGUGGACGGUCCCGGAAGGCCACUGCCACCGCGUGGGCCCGAGAGCUCCACACCUUGGAGACCUUGGAGCCUCACAUCUGGAGAUGCUGGACAGAUGAGAACUGGAAGACAGCUUGAGCCUGGGGGUGACCAACAAACUUUUGGAUCGAAGGGGGCCUUUGGGUUUCAGCAUCCUGUAAGACUUUAUUUACCCAUUUCAAAGUGCCAAGAAUAUCUGCAGAGUUCCGGGGAGAAAGUGCUGGCCAGUUUCCCAGUGCAAGCCACAAUUCACUUCUACAAUGAUGGGUCUGAUUCAGACGAUGAAGAAGGAGAGGAAGAGAUGGAGGAGCCUUCUGCACUUCAUUGCCAGGAGGCAGAAGACCGUGUAGGAAGUGAUCCAGGGGGGAAGUGCAGGGAGCUUUUGAUGCACCAAAAAGAGAGAUGCCAAGGGAGCAGAGGCCUCCAUGGGAAAGAUCUGCUGUCCCUUGGUGACACUUCAGGGAAAGUUGAGUCCUUCUCACCCAAAUAA
This is a messenger RNA of Chrysochloris asiatica (Cape golden mole), 567 nucleotides long. It is a transcript of the gene RIPPLY3, whose product is annotated as ripply transcriptional repressor 3. The transcript is spliced from 4 exons. NCBI's taxonomy places the organism in Eukaryota, Metazoa, Chordata, Mammalia, Afrosoricida, Chrysochloridae. The record is from RefSeq and is a predicted model, not a curated record. Gene Ontology annotation, cellular component: nucleus. The coding region runs from base 1 to 567 and encodes 188 amino acids. Gene Ontology annotation, biological process: negative regulation of transcription by RNA polymerase II; embryonic pattern specification.